Antechinus flavipes (yellow-footed antechinus) is the source of this 1729-nucleotide messenger RNA. RefSeq names its product CD274 molecule (gene CD274). Bases 493 to 1314 code for a protein of 273 amino acids. The transcript has 8 exons. NCBI's taxonomy places the organism in Eukaryota, Metazoa, Chordata, Mammalia, Dasyuromorphia, Dasyuridae. The record is from RefSeq and is a predicted model, not a curated record. Gene Ontology annotation, cellular component: external side of plasma membrane. Gene Ontology annotation, biological process: cell surface receptor signaling pathway; positive regulation of T cell proliferation; negative regulation of T cell proliferation.
GUUAGAAAAAGAAAGAAUCUUUUCAGAGCAGCUUCGGUCUGUGUAAAGAAAAAGAGGGGGAGGAACUGGGCAGGAAGCUGUAAUUUAUGUGUCAGAUCAUCCACCGCCUACAGGUUUGUAAGGCAAAGAAAACAUUUUACUUCUCUUCUUAAGAGGAAGACCAGAAUUGGCACCAGAAGAUUUUUGUUCAAGUCCCCAUUUCUGCCAAUAUUUGAGUGAACCUGGGAAAAUGGAAGCUCCUUUAAAAUGGAUAUUAUUUUUCUUCAUAUCCAAGAUACUGGCUCAGAGUAGAAGUUUAUUAAAUAUUUAUUGAAUUGAUCAACUGAAUUUAUUAUAUCUCAAUGGAGUGUGGAGCACUAUGUAUGCCAUGCUAGAAAAAGCAACUAACCAACUCAGGCACUGGAAAUACAAAUACAAAGUCAAGUAGUUACGGAAUUCUAGUUGGUUGAAACAAUAUUCUUUUUGUGUGUCCCAUAAUUAAGUUGUUACAAGAUGAUUUGGAUAUUGCUUGUGCUUGCAUUUAUGUUCUCCUGGCAUCUUCUGAAUGCCUUUUCUGUAUCUGUUCCCAAAGAGAAAUAUAGAACACAUUAUGGCAGCAACGUGACUAUGGAAUGCACCUUUCCAGUGGGAGAAAAAUUAGACCUCAGUGCCCUUACAGUUUAUUGGGACAAGGAAGGAAAAUUUCUUGUGAAAUUUGUUGAUGGUAAAGAAGAUCUCAAAAUUCGAAAAAGCAACUCAAGAUUAAGGCAUUUGAAUGACCAACUAUAUAAGGGAAAAUCUCUGCUUCAUAUCACCAACGUGACAGUAAAAGAUGCUGGAGCUUACCGCUGUAUUAUUGGUUACGGGGGAGCUGAUUACAAGUGGAUUACUUUAACUGUCAAUGCCCCAUACAACAAAAUAAACCAGAGAAUUAAAAUGGAUCCAGUCACUUCUGAAUACGAAAUCACAUGUCAGUCAGAAGGUUAUCCUAAAGCAGAAGUCAUCUGGAAAAGUAGAGAUCAGGAUCUAAGUAACAAAGCUACAGUGACAUAUUCAGUUGGACCAGAAAAGCUAUUCAACGUGACAAGCACUCUCAGAGUCAAUGCCACAGUGAAUGAAUCUUUCCAAUGCUUGUUUCAGGAAAAGGAUACUGGAAAAAAUAUUUCAGCUCAGAUUGUCAUCCCAGAGAAUUAUGCAGCAACUAAGAUAGACUCAAGAACUUACUUUGGGACUUUAGGAGCUGUCUUUUUCGUUGGAUUGAUUCUGAUGCUUCUCUGCUUUAGAAAAAAACAUGUGAGAAUGAUAGCCAAAGAGAAAAAUUACCUUUCCACAUAACAACAACUUUUCAGACAACAAACUCCAAUAUGAUACAAAUACUGGGAAGGCACCAAUCUAGCAUCUCAGCUUCUGAUUUAAGUUUCUGGCAUUCUCAGUCCUCCCACUUUGGAAUUCCCUUCGUGCUUAGCAGUAUCCAUGAAAUGUGCUCCAAACACCUCAAGGCCUGGGAAGAAAACAAGGGGAGAGAAUGGUGUGAUGGGGGAAAAAAAGAGAGAAGAAAGACAUAGAAAAUGAAUGGGAGAAAACCCCGGUCUGCUUCAGAGGAUAGUUGAAUCUCUUUUGAGAUGAUACUCAAGAAAUAGUUCCAGCCUGCUUUGAGGAAACACAGGCUGAUAAAAAAAUGGAGUAGUAUCUUUGACUGUUGAUGCUUCCAGUCAUAGUUUACACAAAUCUAUUGUUUGUUCCUAAGAAA